AUGGACUUAGUGGGACAGGGCGGGCCGGUCGAGGCCAACAGUCUCGAGCUUAUUAAUAAUCAUCAUCACUCCACAGUUGGCUUCGGCUUCGGCAAUGCCGCACCGUACUAUCCAGCACCGUUCGUCCUGGAUUCAAGCUUCUACGACGGUCAAGUGAACUGUUUCAAUUCCAUGGGUUUCAGCUCAAUCUGUAAGUGAUGUUAUCAUUGGUCGAUUACUUUUUAUUAGAACUCUCAAACACACUAUAAAUGUUAUUUUAGCCGUACCAUACUAAUUAUAUUAAUUUUUAUUUAAUUUCUGAAAGUUUUAAAAAAUUGUAGUUGGAUGUUAUGCCCUACAACUAAAUUUAAGCUGUUUAUGUCAUUCAUAUGUUUACAAUAAUGACUUACUUUACUCUUCAGCCAACCCAUCGACGUUCCCUCAACUCCCAGUCAUAGAACCCUCGCCUUCUCAACCCUACCAACUUCAAAAUUCCUCAUUAUGUAGCUCAUACUUAGCCCCGAUCGAGAUCUCAUCUUCAGCUUUGAACUCGAUGAGUGCCUUGUCCAAUAUGGCUGUACCUUCUGUAUCCCCAGCGCCGUCAGCUACUGUAGCCAAGUCUACACUACAAUCGAAGAGCCUCAAGUCAAAGGAAACCAAAAGUAAGAUUUUAAAACUUUUACAGUGUAAUUUUUGUUUAUUUUUAUAUUUUUGAAAGUUGUCGCUAAUUGUAAGUGUAUUUUCUUUAUUAUGUUGCGAUCUUGUCUUUGCUGUGUUCAACUAGAGAGUCAGCAAAAGCUAAUUUUAAAAUUUUGUGAAUCUAAAGGCUUAUCAAAACUUUGAUAUGUACUUUUAGAUAUAUGCAAAAAGCUAGAACGAAGUAAAGUGGAAAAAACCACAGUAAUACAAGCACAGAAGCCGAGAAGACAGCGGACUCAUUUUACAAGUCAUCAGGUACUGUAACUUCAAGUUAUUCCCUCUGUCUUUAUCAUAAAAGCUUAUAGAAGUAAGGUGUUUUGUAGCUAACCUUAUUUGCCCAUUACUUUUGGAAAAACUGUUAUACAGUAAAUUAUAUUAAUUACUGUGGUUUUGAUGAAUUUUAACUUUUAUGUUGUCUACAUUGUUUUAAAUUGAAAUAUGUAUCAGUUCUCUGUAUUUUUAACGAGAAUUCCAUUAUUUGCAACUAUAAAAUGCUAUUUUUUAGCUAGGGGAACUAGAGGAGCACUUCAAACGGAAUCGAUACCCUGAUAUGAGUACGAGGGAGGAGAUAGCCGCCUGGAUCAGCCUGUCCGAGCCCCGUGUCCGGGUAAGUAAUUUGGCUGUUUUGGGUAUUAAUUAGCCAUCUCAUUCCGCCGGAGGUCCCCCGAGACCUCGAUGCGGGAAGCGAGGGCGCAAAGGGACAUAAAAUACGAUGUGUCAAAUCAUAAAAGGAUUGCGCAAUCAUGGACAUAUGGUCGUGACAUGAUGACAACGAAUGCUUUCAGGUCUGGUUCAAGAACCGCCGAGCCAAAUGGCGAAAGAGGGAGCGGCACGUUGUCAGUGAUAGCGUCAAAACUUAUCAGACUGGAUCUGUAAGUUUUGAAAUAAUUAUUCAAAUUAAGCAUAUUAAUAAAAGCUAUAACUUACUUUACUUUCACAAGAUAUACUACUACUAAUGUGUUGUAGGAUACUGUAUUCUACAACAACCAAAACUGGCCAUCAUAUCCGGCUAGCCAGCAAGCCAACUGGACCUUUAAACCCGAGCCCAAAGCCGACUCUAAGGUCGAUGUAAAGCCGGAAACCUUUGACACAAUGGAGAAGGAAAAAGUACAGUAUCCCUAUCCGGCAGAAUAUUUUAACAGUACCUACCCCGCUUCUUACUCUUACCCCGCCAACUUCUCUUAA
This is a messenger RNA of Bursaphelenchus okinawaensis, 1863 nucleotides long. Lineage: Eukaryota; Metazoa; Nematoda; Chromadorea; Rhabditida; Aphelenchoididae. The record is from the annotation of a GenBank genome assembly.